This is a messenger RNA of Aegilops tauschii subsp. strangulata, 2041 nucleotides long. RefSeq lists its product as uncharacterized. Gene Ontology annotation, molecular function: mRNA binding. Gene Ontology annotation, cellular component: nucleus. The record is from RefSeq and is a predicted model, not a curated record. NCBI's taxonomy places the organism in Eukaryota, Viridiplantae, Streptophyta, Magnoliopsida, Poales, Poaceae.
CUCUCUAGUCCCUCCAGCCGCUGCCCCCUCCACCCUGCCUGCAGCCUCCUCCCCCUCGUCGCCUCCGUUCCCGCGAUUAAAUCGCAAUCCAAAACCCCCCUCCGGAACUCCAGCCCCCGCCGCCCCGCCUCUCCCUGCCAUGUCGCCGGCCGCUGGAGGCGCCGCGCCCACGCAACCGGCGGCCACCGCCGGACUGGCGCCGGCGGCGAUCGCCGCGCCGCCCCAGGCCCCGUCGCGGGAGAACCCGCGCGAUCCGGCCGCGCAGGCGGAAGGGGCCGAUCCCGGCAAUGCGGCGGCGAGGAAGACGGCGUGGAACGUGCCGCCGCCGCCCCCGGCCCCCGUCGGCGGCAUCAUGGGCGGCGACGAGUCCUGGCCGGCGCUCGCGGACGCGGCCGCGCGGGCCUGGCCCAAGUCCUCCUCGUCGGACUCCCUCAAGUCCCUCUCCGACGGCUCCGCCCCCUCCCCGCCGGAGGAUCCGAUUGUGCCACUGGUGCCACCGCAGCCGCAGCUACAACCAGUUUCUACUCCGAUAUCCGCUGCCUCAAGUCCAGGCCCUGCCUCUACCUCUCCUCCUCCUAGUGCCAGUGCCACCACCACGGCCUCGUCGCCGCAGAACGGCAGCACUAGCCAGCCAAUUUUAGUUCGGCAUGGUGGUGGUAACGGUGGUAACAAUGGAGGGGGCGGCGAUGGCAAUGUGAGCACUCAUAGCCAGAGCACCGGUAAUUAUAGCAGUGACGGGAACAGCAGUAGUGGUGGUGAUGGUAACUGGAAUGAUGGGGGUCUUAGUGGUGGCAACAACUUGAAUUCUAGUGUUCAUAGCGGCGCCAUUGGUGGCAGAGGUAUUGACAAUAGUAGGAGAGUGUUCGGUAGUAACAAUUGGAAUGGCAACGGUCGUGGUGGUGGCAGCUACAACAAUGCCACCGGCAGCGGUGAUGGGGGCAACAGAUAUAACGGCGGUAGUGGCAGCGGCCACUGGAACAAUAAUGCCCGACAUGGUAGUGGUAAUAGCAAUGGCUUUGGUGGUCGUGGCGGUCGGAAUCGCCGUGACCAUGAAAGAGGGAGUAAUUUCUCACCAAGGGGCUAUUCCCGUACAUUGCCAGUGCAGCAGCAGCAGCCGGGCUACUACCAGCCUGGUCCAUUUCAACGACCACCACCGCCAUCACCUGCUGCUGCCCAUUUCAUGGUGCCACAACCUUUUGUGCCGUACGUUCAACCCAUUCCGUAUCCUGCUGAUUUACAAGCCUCCUAUCCUUACUAUGUCACACAAGUUGAGCAGCAGUUUCAAAACAUGCAUCUUAUCCGGCCGCCAAUGCAGCCAUUGGCGUUUCAGCAAGAUCAAAUUAAUCUCCAACGUGACAUUCAGCUGCAGAUCGAGCAUUAUUUUAGCACUAAUAAUCUUUGCCACGACACAUACUUGAGGGAACGUAUGGAUGAUCAAGGAUGGGUGCCUAUUGACCUAAUCGCUUCAUUUCCUAUGUUGACCAGGUUCACAAUGUUGGGAAUAGAUACCAACUAUAUACUAGAUUCUAUCCGGGGCUCUGAGUUGUUGGAAGUGCAGGGAAAUAAUGUCCGAAGACGCAAUGAUUGGGCGGCAUGGUUACUCCACCGAGGCCCACCACCUUCAAAUUAGGUCCAGUGCCGAAACAAAACUGCUUGUUAUUGCCGGAGAAUCGAUUGGAAGGGAUCGUCUGUUUGAUCACGGGCAGGAUAUCCCGUGAUAGAUGGACCAUGUAUGUACAGCGGGGUUACAUUUCCAGAGUCGGACGAUUUUGUUUGUCUAGGUCGGACAUGAUGGCUGCACUUGAAAAGCGCAUUACAAAAGCAGUAAGGGGGCAAACACAGCAAUAAAUAGGAAAUAAAUCCCAGAAGUGCAAAUCCUUUUUUCUUUUGGCUGUAUAGUUUUGUCUGAAAAGAAAUUGUCGUCCCUUGUUGCCAUGGAUGAUGCGUCCUGUGGAGUGUUGUGGAUGAUAUAUGGGGUUUAUCUCACAGGAUUUCCCUGCUGUAUUAAAUUUUGGUGCAUACACCAGUCUGUUCUUUUGUA